GCGCUGUCAGUUUUGACGUUGCUUUUGGCGCGAAAUGACGUUGUUAAUGCAACUAUUUUUUUCAAAUCGCGUUUAUUUACAAUAAUACCGUUAAAUAAAUAUAAAAUAAGAAAUGACAAUGGAUUUAAAAGAGAUUAUAAAGUGGUUUAUACCCUGUUUUCAUAUUUUGCUAUAUUUAAACAAAAAAAUGAACACGCGAUUGACUAUGGUUUUUUUGUGUUUAUUUUUUAAUUUAUUCCCUGUUCACGGAGCAAAAGUAAAUAGUGUUGUACAGUUAGAUUUAAGUUCAAAUAGUAUUAAUGAUACCAAAAAAUUAGUGAAUUUCGAUGAUGUAUCUAAGUUUAACCAAAGUGAAGGAAUUGAGAAGCGAGAUGCAAAAAACUUAGGAUUUAGUUCGGAUGACACAUCAGUCGGCAGAACCUUCGGCCGGCCGCUGAAGAAGAUGAUGGGGGCGCUUUUGCCGGUGCUGUUCCAGAUUGGCGCAGCGUCCACGUGGGCGGUGGUGGCCGCGAUGGUGGGCGUCAAGACCUUGCUGGUCACGCUCGCCAUACUGAAGCUGCUGCUCAUGGCUGGUGCUGCUAAGUUGGGAGCGCUGUACGCGAGUAAAGACCACCAGAGUCACCAGGGCUGGGAACCCCACCAGAAGGAGAUACACUUGCAUAUACACAACGGCCACGUGUCCACUGACGAACAUAUAUCCAGUUGGAAUCGAGACAGCUUACCGUUGGGGGUCAACAAGAAUAUUAACGUGGCAGUCGACCCGUACAGUGCCGGACCACAGACAAUAAACACGCCUUAUGGAAGCUACAUUAAAAUUGAUUAAUUUAUAUUAUAAUUAUGGACUUUAUUAGAGACUGCGUUGAUGCGUUCAUAGUAAAAUAUUGUAAAUAGUGAUAAUUAAUUUUUUAGAUUAACAAAAUGAAGUCACAUUAUGUAAUUAAAUAAUAUAUUUAAUAACUCCCUCUGUGCGAUGUUGCUGCCACCUAGAAUAAGCAACUGUUUAGUAUUAAAAAGUUUUGUUUAUUUUUAUAUUUUAUAUUGUAUAUUUUGUUUAUAUAAUUUAUAUAAAAUUAAACGAAAUACUUUAAUUUCUAUAA
Messenger RNA from Galleria mellonella (greater wax moth), 1097 nucleotides. RefSeq lists its product as uncharacterized. The record is from RefSeq and is a predicted model, not a curated record. The coding region runs from base 113 to 823 and encodes 236 amino acids. NCBI's taxonomy places the organism in Eukaryota, Metazoa, Arthropoda, Insecta, Lepidoptera, Pyralidae. The transcript has 4 exons.